Molecule: messenger RNA, 4705 nt
Organism: Eptesicus fuscus (big brown bat)
Lineage: Eukaryota; Metazoa; Chordata; Mammalia; Chiroptera; Vespertilionidae
Gene: VPS39
Product: VPS39 subunit of HOPS complex
Exons: 25
Coding region: 163-2790 (875 amino acids)
Biological process (GO): vesicle-mediated transport; autophagy; endosomal vesicle fusion
Cellular component (GO): cytoplasm; membrane
Molecular function (GO): protein binding
Source: RefSeq, a predicted model, not a curated record
CCGGUGUUGAUGAUGGCUCUGCUGCCCAAAGGACUGUAGUUGGGGUCUCCGGCCAGGUCCCGCUCGGCCCUUUCCUUAGCGCGGUUCUCGGUUCUGUUCACGGCCCGGCCCGGCCCGGCCCUCUCAGAGUGAGACUGUCCAGGCGAACCUCUGCUCGCCGCCAUGCACGACGCCUUCGAGCCGGUGCCGAUCCUGGAAAAGCUGCCUCUGCAGAUCGACUGUCUGGCUGCCUGGGAGGAAUGGCUUCUUGUCGGAACCAAACAAGGACAUCUUCUCCUCUAUAGGAUUCGGAAGGAUGUUGGCUGCAACAGGUUCGAAGUGACACUAGAGAAAUCCAAUAAGAAUUUCUCCAAAAAGAUUCAGCAGAUCCAUGUGGUUUCCCAGUUUAAGAUUCUAGUCAGCUUGUUAGAAAAUAAUAUUUAUGUCCAUGACCUAUUGACAUUUCAACAAAUCACUACGGUUUCAAAAGCAAAGGGAGCAUCGCUGUUCACAUGUGACCUCCAGCACAUAGAGACUGGUGAGGAGGUGUUGCGGAUGUGUGUAGCUGUGAAAAAGAAGCUGCAGCUCUAUUUCUGGAAGGACAGGGAAUUUCAUGAAUUGCAGGGGGACUUUAGUGUACCAGACGUGCCCAAGUCCAUGGCAUGGUGUGAAAAUUCUAUCUGUGUGGGUUUCAAAAGAGACUACUACCUCAUAAGGGUGGAUGGAAAGGGGUCUAUCAAAGAGCUCUUCCCAACAGGAAAACAGCUGGAGCCCUUGGUUGCCCCUCUGGCAGAUAGAAAAGUGGCCGUGGGUCAGGAUGAUCUCACCGUGGUGCUCAAUGAGGAGGGGAUCUGCACACAGAAAUGCGCCCUGAACUGGACGGACAUACCAGUAGCCAUGGAGCACCAGCCUCCCUACAUCAUUGCAGUGUUGCCUCGAUAUGUGGAGAUCCGAACACUCGAGCCACGGCUCCUGGUCCAGAGCAUUGAAUUGCAGAGGCCUCGUUUCAUCACUUCAGGAGGAUCAAACAUUAUCUAUGUGGCCAGCAAUCAUUUUGUGUGGAGACUUAUUCCUGUCCCCAUGGCAACUCAAAUCCAACAGCUGCUCCAGGACAAACAGUUUGAAUUGGCUUUGCAGCUUGCAGAAAUGAAAGAUGAUUCUGACAGUGAGAAGCAACAGCAGAUCCAUCACAUCAAAAACUUGUAUGCCUUCAACCUCUUCUGCCAGAAGCGUUUUGAUGAGUCCAUGCAGGUCUUUGCUAAGCUCGGCACAGAUCCUACCCAUGUGAUGGGCCUGUACCCGGACCUGCUGCCCACAGACUACAGGAAGCAGCUGCAGUAUCCUAACCCCCUGCCUGUGCUCUCCGGGGCUGAAUUGGAGAAGGGUCACUUAGCUCUGAUUGACUACCUGACACAGAAACGGAGCCAGUUGGUAAAGAAGCUGAAUGACUCUGAUCACCAGUCUAGCACUUCCCCGCUCAUGGAAGGCACUCCCACCAUCAAGUCCAAGAAGAAGCUGCUGCAGAUCAUCGACACCACCCUGCUCAAGUGCUACCUCCAUACGAACGUGGCCCUGGUAGCCCCCCUGCUGCGCCUGGAGAACAAUCACUGCCACAUCGAAGAGAGCGAGCACGUGCUGAAGAAGGCUCACAAGUACAGUGAGCUCAUCAUCCUGUAUGAGAAGAAGGGGCUCCAUGAGAAAGCCCUGCAGGUGCUGGUGGACCAGUCCAAGAAAGCAAACUCGCCGCUGAAAGGCCACGAGAGGACGGUGCAAUAUCUGCAACACCUGGGCACAGAAAACCUGCAUUUGAUUUUUUCCUACUCAGUGUGGGUGCUGAGAGACUUCCCAGAGGAUGGCCUGAAGAUAUUCACCGAAGACCUCCCGGAGGUGGAGUCUCUGCCCCGGGACCGAGUGCUCGGCUUCCUGGUAGAGAAUUUUAAGGGCCUGGCUAUUCCUUAUCUGGAGCACGUCAUCCACGUCUGGGAGGAGACGGGCUCCCGGUUCCACAACUGCCUGAUCCAGCUGUACUGUGAGAAGGUGCAAGGUCUGAUGAAGGAGUAUCUCCUGGCCUUCCCUGCAGGCCAAACUCCAGUUCCUGCUGGAGAGGAAGAGGGUGAGCUGGGAGAAUAUCGACGGAAGCUCCUUAUGUUCUUGGAAAUUUCCAGCUACUAUGACCCAGGCCGGCUCAUCUGUGAUUUUCCUUUUGAUGGCCUCUUAGAAGAACGCGCUCUCCUGCUGGGGCGCAUGGGGAAACACGAACAAGCCCUCUUCAUCUACGUCCACAUCCUCAAGGACACAAAGAUGGCUGAGGAGUACUGCCACAAGCAUUAUGACCAAAGCAAAGAUGGCAACAAAGAUGUGUAUCUGUCCCUGCUCCGGAUGUACCUGUCGCCCCCCAGCGUUCACUGCCUGGGGCCCAUCAAGCUGGAACUGCUGGAGCCCCAAGCCAACCUCCAGGCUGCCCUGCAGGUCCUCGAGCUGCACCACAGCAAACUGGACACCACCAAGGCCCUCAACCUUCUGCCAGCAAAUACUCAGAUUAAUGAGAUACGCAUCUUCCUGGAGAAAGUCUUGGAAGAAAAUGCGCAAAAGAAACGGUUCAAUCAAGUGCUCAAGAACCUUCUCCAUGCAGAGUUCCUGCGGGUCCAGGAAGAGCGGAUUUUACACCAGCAGGUGAAGUGCAUCAUCACGGAGGAGAAGGUGUGCAUGGUGUGUAAGAAGAAGAUUGGGAACAGCGCAUUUGCGAGAUACCCCAAUGGAGUGGUCGUGCACUACUUCUGUUCCAAAGAGGUAAACCCGGCGGACACCUGAGCUCAGCGUGCCCAGGACUCAGCGGAUGGACAGCUUGGCCACCCCAGAGAGGGAAGCAGGCACCGCCUUAGGAAUCGGGCUGCUGCCACCACAGGUGUCUCCCAUUUGGACACUAUUGGCUCCCUUGCGCCCCGGAGCAUCUCUGAACUAAUCAGACUUGUGGUCUGGUGUCGUCAGCUUUUUAAUAGAAAAAGAUUAGAUAAACUUCGUAAACCAGGAUGUUGCAGGCAGUUCCAGAGAACUUAACACCUGCUUGGACUGGAGGAGGAGGUGAUGGGCACCGUCUUGCCUUUGCAUACCAAUCACCUGAAUCAGGAAACUGCCUCCAGCUUUUGCAACCCCAGUGUUUAUUCAGUUUUCCAUCAAGCCGCAUGCAGGACUUCACAAGGAGCCCUUAGCAUGGCUGCCGGAGUCCGUGAGAAGAGAGCAAACCAGGGCUCCUCCGCCUGCCAAGGCCAGACACUCCUCCUCUAGGUCACGACAGUCCCUUCUCCAUGGUCACCGUGCCGUGCCCCCGGGAGCCGCCCACUCCUGUCUUCAUUCCCAGUCUCCUUUUCUUUUGUAUCUCCCCUCACGGCUCCCCUCUCUUGCCCACUUUCCCGACACCAGGAGUAACAUAUGUAAGCAAGGCAGGGUGAGAAGCAAGGGGAAGUCCACUUUCCAGGGCUUCCUUGAUAGUUGGCUGUCAGGUGUGUAGUGAAUAGAUCCUCCUUGGACUGGACGCUCUGCCUGGAAGCUGAGCAGCGCGUCGUUCUCGGCCUAGGAAAGGCCUGUGCACCUCCCUGAGGGCCGAGUGUGGCGGAAGCUCUAAGGAUGGACAGCACCGCACAGGGUGUGUGACCUCUUAGGCUGCCACCGGCAGAGGCUCCUGCUUCUGUUUCACCCACCAGCCAUCCAGGCGGGUUAGCUUAGUCUUUGUGAGCGCGCGCUCUGUGCUUGGGCGCCUCUCUCUUUCCAGCCGGUGUGACCCACUUUCAGCAUGGCCUGGCCACCAUUCUCCAGCUGGUUUUGCAGAGGUUGGAGGGCUGCACUGGGAUAUCAGGUACACACAGGAAUGACCCGAUCAGGCACUGACAGUGACGUGGUGUCAGACAUACUUGUGAGGUGCUUGGGGACUGCGAGAGUGCUGCAGACGGCAGGAGCGGCAGCACCUGGGUGUAUGAACUAUCUCACCACCAGACCCGCUGAGCACUUGUGUGGGGGGAGACCCUGGCUCCCAGAGGCACCAGGAGUGUCUAGCACUGCAGGCGGAGGACACGCGGGAGCGGGGUCUGCACCCUGUCCUCCCUGGGGUUUAGCGGUGUCUGAAAUGGUAGUGAGAGUGAGUGGCGGGGCCCAACACUGACCCCCGCAGGGGUCUGUCCUUUGCCACUGUGCUGUUCGGGGCCUGUGCUGCAGACCGACUUGCUGUGUUGUAGACUAGGCUUCUCCCAGCACGUGCUCUGCGGAGGGUCUGAAGGAACAGCGAGUGCCGGUGGCACCUUCACAGAGAUGGGGGAUUCUGCUCGGGUUUUGGAGGCCGAGCAGCACUUCACAAGCGCCACCGUCCCAACUGGUCACACCCGCCCCCAGGAAGCAGUGCUGCCCUGGCUGUUAGUCCUCCAGGAGCAGCAGGGACGUCGGCAGGCCUGCCCUCCAUGGCGGCAGGAACUGUCCCCACCACUGAGCCCUGCCUCCAGGUCUGCUGUUGCUGUGUCUUCCAUUCCCACUACUUGUGUGGCACAUCGGUUUGAAGCACUAGAACGAAGAAUGUGUGCUUUCUCCCCUGCUGGAUACUUAAACGGCCCAGUUUUCCCGGAUUCCAGUCUUCCUUCCCUAGACUGUGCCCUCUGCGGUGGUGUGGGAAAGGCUGGCAGUGAAAGCUCUGUAGUGAGGACUGAUGAAGGUCUCGCGUAAUAAACAUCAUAAAGUAACU